Molecule: messenger RNA, 1122 nt
Organism: Giardia duodenalis
Lineage: Eukaryota; Fornicata; Diplomonadida; Hexamitidae
Product: Developmentally regulated GTP-binding protein 1
Exons: 1
Coding region: 1-1122 (373 amino acids)
Biological process (GO): cytoplasmic translation
Cellular component (GO): cytoplasm
Molecular function (GO): GTPase activity; GTP binding
Source: RefSeq, a predicted model, not a curated record
AUGUCUCUGGCCGAUAAGAUAGCCGAGGUUGAGGCGGAGAUAGCGCGCACCCAGAAGAACAAAGCGACAGAGUUCCACAUCGGCCGCCUCAAGGCCAAGUUGGCCCAGCUCCGCCGUGACCUGAUAGGGACAACCACCAAGAGGGGUGGCACCGGGGGGAUAGGGUUUGACGUGUCUAAGACGGGCCAUGCGCGCGUUGGCCUUGUUGGCUUUCCGUCUGUUGGAAAAAGUACCCUCCUGACAAAGCUUACUUCAGCGAAGUCUGAGGUGGCUGAGUAUGAGUUCACAACGUUGACAGCGAUUCCAGGGACCUUUGUCCAUAAGAACACUAAGAUACAGCUUGUGGACUUGCCUGGGAUAAUCGAAGGUGCUGCAGACGGCCGGGGUAAGGGUCGUCAAGUAAUAGCUACAGCUCGCACUUCCGACUUAAUCCUGAUAGUCCUGGACGCAACAAAGUCCUUAGCAAUGAAGCGCAAGAUAGAGAGGGAGCUUGAAGGCUUUGGAAUACGACUUAAUAAGCGCCCUCCCUUGAUCAAGGUGGACAGGAAAGACAGAGGUGGCAUCACCUUCUCGAUUGGGAUACCUGGAGGUGAAGAGCUAAAGAAUCUCUCAGAAGCUCUUGUUACUUCCAUCCUCAGCGAGUAUAAAAUCCACAAUGCAGAUGUCACUAUUCAGGAUGCAAACGUCACCGUCGACGAUCUCAUUGACGUAAUAGAAGGCAAUCGUGUCUACAUGCCGGCGCUCUAUGUGGUCAACAAGAUAGAUAGCAUCACCAUAGAGGAGCUGGAUCUCUUUGAUGAGCUUCCAAACUGGGUACCCAUUUCCAGUGAGCACGAGUGGAAUUUGGAUGAGCUUCUUGACAGAAUAUGGGAGAAGCUGGGCAUCAUACGCGUUUAUACAAAGCCGCGCGCUGGAAAGGUUGACUUUGAGGAGCCAGUCAUCAUCCGAGUUCGCAAAGAAGAGCCGACGGUUGAGACAUUCUGCCGUCAUAUCCACAAGGAGAUACUCAAUCGGAUGAAGUCGGCGAUUGUCUAUGGAACCAGUGCAAAACAUUUGGGGCAACAGGUGGGAAAGGCCCAUGUCCUUCACGACGAAGAUGUUGUCACUAUUUUGACUAGUUGA